GCACCUCUUCUCACCCCCGAGGCUCCCGAGGACCGGCGGUGGCUGCCCCGGAGGUCCUCCGCUCCUCUGCCUUGGGCCCCGGAGGACCUUCCUGGCUGCGCCGAGUCAACCCUCUUCAUGCUGCAGUGCUGCACCGUUUCCGCUACCGAAGGGGAGAAGCGGCAGGGAUCUCAAACAAAACGCAAGAACUGGUGUGUGACUCAUCUGCUCGGAUACCUCCCGUCCCCAAACUGUCUUCCAGGAGUUUUCUUGGCCGAAGCUGCCCAAUGUUUGAGCCUCUUCUUCCUAGGGAAGAUGGACUGAAAGCUGCUAGUUGGGGACUUUUUUUGGUCAAGGAGCCUCUGUAUUUUAAAGGAGGUGAUGGGGCUUGCACUGGCUUGUCUUCCUGCCCAAUUGAAGAGUUGUUGAUGAUGUUCACUGGUUAUGCUUAGACAAUGCGCAGUUUGUUUUAAUUUAAAAAUUUUGGGGGGGGUUAGGGGUGUAGGCUUGUGAAGAGCAUUCCGAACCUGGAGGAGCUCCUCAUUGUCCCUGGUUCAGACACCCCUCCCAGCCUGUCCUCGAUGCCGUCAGCCUUGGCCAUCUUCACUUGCCGCCCGAACUCGCACCCGUUUCAGGAGCGUCAUGUCUACCUGGACGAGCCCAUCAAGAUCGGCCGCUCGGUGGCACGCUGUCGACCAGCGCAGAAUAAUGCCACCUUUGAUUGCAAAGUGCUGUCAAGGAACCAUGCUCUCGUCUGGUUUGAUCACAAGACGAGCAAGUUUUAUCUCCAAGACACUAAAAGUAGUAAUGGUACCUUUAUAAAUAGCCAGAGAUUGAGUCGAGGCUCUGAAGAAAGUCCACCAUGCGAAAUUCUUUCUGGUGACAUUAUCCAGUUUGGGGUAGAUGUGACAGAAAAUACACGGAAAGUUACCCAUGGGUGUAUUGUUUCCACAAUAAAACUUUUUCUACCAGAUGGUAUGGAAGCCCGACUCCGUUCAGAUGUCAUCCAUGCUCCAUUACCGAGUCCUGUAGACAAAGUUGCUGCUAACACUCCAAGUAUGUACUCUCAGGAACUAUUCCAACUUUCUCAGUAUCUACAGGAGGCCUUACAUCGGGAACAGAUGCUGGAACAGAAGUUAGCCACACUUCAGCGGCUACUAGCUAUCACCCAAGAGGCUUCCGAUACUAGUUGGCAGGCUUUAAUAGAUGAAGAUAGACUCUUAUCACGGUUAGAAGUUAUGGGAAACCAGUUGCAGGCAUGCUCCAAAAAUCAAACAGAAGAUAGUUUACGGAAGGAGCUGAUCGCACUGCAGGAGGAUAAACACAACUAUGAAACCACAGCCAAAGAGUCCCUGAGGCGGGUUCUUCAGGAGAAAAUCGAAGUGGUUAGAAAACUUUCAGAAGUUGAGCGAAGUCUGAGUAAUACUGAAGAUGAAUGUACCCACCUGAAAGAGAUGAAUGAGCGGACUCAGGAAGAAUUAAGAGAAUUAGCCAAUAAGUAUAAUGGAGCAGUUAAUGAAAUUAAAGAUUUAUCUGAUAAAUUAAAGGUAGCAGAAGGAAAACAAGAGGAAAUCCAACAGAAGGGACAAGCUGAGAAGAAAGAAUUACAGACUAAAAUUGAUGAAAUGGAAGAAAAAGAACAGGAGCUCCAAGCAAAAAUAGAAGCUUUGCAAGCUGAUAAUGAUUUUACCAAUGAAAGGCUAACAGCUCUACAAGUACGGUUAGAACACCUGCAGGAGAAAACUCUUAAAGAAUGCAGCAGCUUAGGGAUACAAGUUGAUGACUUCUUACCUAAAAUAAAUGGGAGCACAGAAAAAGAGCACUUGCUUUCAAAGAGUGGCGGGGACUGCACUUUUAUUCAUCAAUUCCUAGAAUGCCAGAAGAAGCUGAUGGUCCAAGGGCAUCUAACCAAAGUGGUAGAAGAAUCAAAGCUUUCAAAAGAAAACCAGGCAAAGGCAAAGGAAUCUGACUUAUCAGAUACUUUAAGUCCAAGCAAGGAGAAAAGCAGUGACGACACUACAGACGCCCAGAUGGAUGAGCAAGACCUAAAUGAACCCCUUGCUAAGGUGUCUCUAUUGAAAGAUGACUUACAGGGUACCCAGUCAGAAACUGAGGCCAAACAAGAUAUUCAGCAUCUUCGCAAAGAAUUGGUGGAAGCCCAGGAGCUAGCUAGAACAAGUAAACAAAAAUGCUUUGAACUUGAAGCUCUUUUGGAAGAAGAACGAAAAGCCUAUCGAAGUCAAGUUGAGGAAUCAGCUAAACAAAUACAGGUUCUUCAAGCCCAGCUGCAGAGGUUACACGUGGAUAUGGAGAAUCUCCAGGAGGAAAAGGACACUGAAAUCUCCAGCACGAGAGAUAAAUUGCUUAGUGCCCAAGAUGAGAUUUUGCUCCUUCAUCAAGCAGCAGCAAAGGCUGUGUCUGAGCGGGAGACUGACUUCCUUUCUUUGCAAGAAGAGCUUAAGAAGGUGAGAGCGGAGCUUGAGGGCUGGAGGAAAGCAGCAUCUGAAUAUGAGAAUGAAGUCAGAAGUCUGCAGAGCAGUUUCCAGCUUAGAUGUCAGCAGUGUGAAGACCAGCAAAGAGAAGAGGCAACAAGGUUGCAAGGUGAGCUAGAGAAGUUAAAAAAGGAAUGGAAUCUACUGGAAACUGAAUGUCAUUCUCUAAAAAAGGAGAACGUGUUAUUGUCUUCAGAACUGCAGCGGCAAGAGAAAGAGUUACACAAUUCUCAGAAGCAGAGUUCUGAGCUCACGAGUGACCUCAGCAUCCUUCAGAUGACUAGGAAAGAGCUGGAGAACCAAGUGGGAUCCCUGAAAGAACAACACCUUCGGGAUGCAGCUGACUUAAAAACUCUGCUCAGUAAGGCUGAAAACCAAGCAAAGGAUGUACAGAAAGAGUAUGAAAAGACACAGACUGUUCUCACAGAACUGAAGUUGAAGUUUGAAAUGACUGAGCAGGAAAAGCAAUCAAUCACAGAUGAGCUCAAACAGUGUAAAGACAACCUGAAGCUGCUGCGAGAGAAAGGAAAUAAUAAACCCUGGCCCUGGAUGCCCAUGUUGGCGGCCCUGGUUGCGGUGACAGCUAUGGUGCUGUAUGUACCAGGUCUGGCCAGAGCUUCUCCAUGACAGUGUGUCUUGAGUCUGUACACCGUCCUCCCUCUAGAAGCUGGCACCACACUCAUGCUGGGGACAAGCAGAACCAUUUUCUUCCUUUUUACCUCUUAAAACAGCAAAGUGCAAGAAUACAGCUGUAGGGUCAUUGCUUUAACUUAUAUAAAAUAUAUCUGUCUAUAGAGAGGA
Messenger RNA from Mastomys coucha (southern multimammate mouse), 3272 nucleotides. It is a transcript of the gene Slmap, whose product is annotated as sarcolemma associated protein. Gene Ontology annotation, biological process: regulation of membrane depolarization during cardiac muscle cell action potential; regulation of voltage-gated sodium channel activity; protein localization to plasma membrane. The record is from RefSeq and is a predicted model, not a curated record. Gene Ontology annotation, molecular function: protein binding. The coding region runs from base 561 to 3098 and encodes 845 amino acids. Lineage: Eukaryota; Metazoa; Chordata; Mammalia; Rodentia; Muridae. The transcript is spliced from 23 exons.